AGGCCUGGUGAUUUACUUACGAAAAACCAGGUAUUGAAAAUCUUAUGUGGUUGCUCAAGGGCAAUGGUUUGUUUUUAACAUUUUUUUACUCCUUUUCAACAGGUUUGGUGGUUGUUUUUUUUUUAAACUCCUUUUCACAAUUUAAGAGCGGAUAUACACUGAGCAUACCUUCUUAUUCUUGACUUUAGCAGGAAGGCCUCUAGCGUUUCACAAUUAAGAUCCUCCCGUAUUAUUAUUUUUAAUGAGGCAAUGCUACCCAUUUCAUCUGGUCAUCCGCGACAUCUCUGGGGAAGAUAAAGGAUAUGAAGACUCUCAAACUGAUUCACAAACGUGUCUGCUGACUGAGCAGCAACCCACUCUGGGAGAGCAUCAAGCCUCCUAAAUUCAACUUAGUACAUUUUACACAUGAAGAAAGGAAGACCCACAGAACUGAGGGGACCUGCUCCAACGAACACAGGGAGCCUGUGGGAGUUCGAGUCACUUGUCCCGAAGUCCAAAUAUCUUUGGCUACAUGGAGAAGUUUGGGAGUCCGGAUAAAUCCACCGAACCUUUUUUAUUGUAUCCAACAUACAGAUGUUUAUUUUCAUACAGAUGAAUAUCUUAGGGGACUCUCGAAAGAGAAAAUAAAUCACAAAAGGCCGCAAGGAUGGAUGAGGCAGUCACCGUCUGGACAACUACAUUUGCAACAGUCCCAGGAGGGAGCCCCGCACCCAUGCAUCCUUGGAAGAGGUUCCCGUUCGAGUUCGGGGCGACGGAACACCCGGAGGUGUUCUGCAGGCACAGAGUCGGGAGGUCCAGAUGUGGGGGUACUGGACCGUUUAGUUAAAGCUGUUCCGUUUGGCACCCCGAGAAGGACGGAUGAUACAUCCUGGAGUCUAAGAAGGCAGAGAAAACCUGCCUGCCAAAGAAGCCAUACCAAAGGUCUUAAAAAGAGACUGGUCCUGAUGAGCACCCGUAGGCAUUCAACGUGCCUCAGCUCUGGGCUUAGGGGCAGUACCAAGGUUUCGCGGGGCGGAAGCCAGGAAGUGGGAAGCUGGGGGCGGAGCGGAGGAAAUGACACUAACGGGAGCGCCAAUUGGGUGUGGCUGGGGCUGAUCUCUCCGCCCUCUUGGGUAAAGGCUAACGGUUUCCGGUAGCGGCAUCUGGGAGAGGAGGGGGAGAGUCUGCGUCCCACCAUCCUUAGCCCCCGACCGUGCGACUCUGCACCCCCGUAGCAAGGCCAAGAUGAUGGGCUGUGGCGAGGCAGAGCUGGAGUCAGCGGAAGAGGCCGUGGCGGCCCCGGGGCCACCCCCCGAGCCUCGAGUCUCGGAGCCUCGAGCCCCAGUGCCCGAGCCGGGUCUGGACCUGAGCCUGAGCCCGCAGCCCGAGAGCCCCGAGCCUCCUAACUGCACCCCCGGGCGGCGGAAGGGGCGGGCGAACCGGCGGGGCGGGGCUCGGAAAGGGAGGCAGGUCCGAUUCCGCCUGGCGCCGACCUCUCCCAGUCGGUCCGAGCCGCUGCCGGCGGCCGCUGUACCAAGCGAGAAGCUCGCGGCGCCGCAGGAGCUGGAGGCGCCCGCGCUUCAGAGUACCCUGGCCUUGGGCCUCGAGCUGCAGGCCGCGCGGGCCGCUGCUGGGAGCCAAUUUGAUGCCGCCAAGGCCGUGGAGGAACAGCUGAGAAAGUCGUUCCAGACCCGCUGCGGCCUGGAGGAGAGCGUAGCCGAGGGGCUGAACGUGCCGCGUUCCAAGCGGCUCUUCCGGGACCUGGUGAGCCUGCAGGUGCCCGAGGAAAAGGUUCUGAACGCAGCGCUGAGAGAGAAAUUGGCGUUCUUGCCGCCGCAGGCCCGAGUCCCGCCCCCAAAGGAGCCCCCUGGGGCCGGGCCAGACAUGACCAUCCUCUGUGACCCAGAAACAUUAUUUUAUGAAUCUCCACACCUGACCCUCGAAGGCUUGCCUCCUCUCCGGCUUCAACUCCGGCCCCGGCCUUCAGAGGAUACUUUCCUCAUGCAUCGGACACUGAGGCGAUGGGAAGCUUAGACCUGGAAGAUCCCUGGAUGCAAGUUCGUAUUUUUGUGUUAAAACUUUUUUUUUCCAGAAUAAAGUGGUUUUGUUAACAAAUGAACACUUUUUGGCAUCCCUAAGAUGGGGCUAACACUCCAGGGGCUGGAACACUAAGCCUCAGGUUGAAAGCUGCUUGGAAGUUCAAUUUUUGGUCCUCUUUUUAGGAGACUGGUAAAGGGAUGGCAAGUGGAAAACACCGUCCAAUCAGGGAUUUAAAUACCCUCCUCUCCUCACCCAACUGUUUGGUGGGCAAGAAGUCUGGCUGUUAACCAAAAGGUUGACGGCUUGAACCCACCCAGAGGUGCUCAGAAGAAAAGCCUGGCGAUCUACUUCUGAAAGAUCACCAUUGAAAACUUCAGAGUGUAGUUCUCCUCUGACACACAUGGCUGCACCAUAAGUCAGAAUCGACUCUAUGACAACUGGUUUCGUUUUUACCACCCUAGUUGCCUCUUCCCCUGACAUCAGUCACAGCUGCCACCCCUUUCUGCUUUGGAUGACACUAUGUUCUGUUCAUUCCUUUGCACCGCUUAUUUCUGAUCAUUUUAACAUCUGCAUCUUAGCCCACUUCAGGGAGGCCUUUCCCUAAUUGCUCGUCUUAAAGAGAUGUAAGGCAGCUGCUUGUACUGAGUUACUGAAAUGAUCUUUGCCUUUACCUUUAAGGACCUUGUCUGUCUUGUUUACACCUGACCCACCGAGUGCUCAGUAUUUGUUCUAUGAUUGUGCAGCGACAUUUGACAAGCCACUGAAGAGUAUCACCUUAUUGUCUAUCUGGUUCCCCAAUCCCAAAACGGGGAGUGGGUGGGUGGUCCUAGAGCAAGUUAGUGGCUCUGGUCCAAAGUGCCUUUUUCUAGCUCCACUCCAACUCCACUGUUAACUCUGUUCCAAGAUUAGCCUUCUAUCCAAAGCUCCCAUCAAACGCUAUGUCAGCAGGGGUUUUUUGGGGAGGGAAAAUGGAACUUGUUCCUUGAAUUUUUACAUCAUAGUUUGUAUUACACCCCUUUUCCUGACUAGG
Molecule: messenger RNA, 3049 nt
Organism: Trichechus manatus latirostris (Florida manatee)
Lineage: Eukaryota; Metazoa; Chordata; Mammalia; Sirenia; Trichechidae
Gene: PPP1R35
Product: protein phosphatase 1 regulatory subunit 35
Exons: 4
Coding region: 1225-2013 (262 amino acids)
Biological process (GO): positive regulation of centriole elongation; positive regulation of cilium assembly; negative regulation of phosphatase activity
Cellular component (GO): centriole
Molecular function (GO): phosphatase binding
Source: RefSeq, a predicted model, not a curated record